Messenger RNA from Pseudovirgaria hyperparasitica, 1043 nucleotides. RefSeq names its product glutathione S-transferase. The transcript has a single exon. Gene Ontology annotation, biological process: glutathione metabolic process. Lineage: Eukaryota; Fungi; Ascomycota; Dothideomycetes; Acrospermales; Acrospermaceae. Gene Ontology annotation, molecular function: glutathione transferase activity. The coding region runs from base 134 to 928 and encodes 264 amino acids. The record is from RefSeq and is a predicted model, not a curated record.
ACGACUAUAUAUGCCAGUCAUACAGUCAGCUUCCACCAUAAAAGAUUCGCCCAACAGCUUUCUUAGUUUGUCCAAACUCUGCUACAGCUAGAAGACUAUAAUUUUCUGAUUUUAUCGGACCAACCGUAGCAACAUGUCAGAACCCUCGACCAAACGCCAGAAAGUCACUUACGACCUCAUCUAUUGGCCCGGUAUUCCCGGCCGUGGUGAGCACAUCCGUCUCGCCCUCGAAGCAUCUGGCACACCAUACAACGACAUUGCGAACGACGACAAAGAUGGAAUCAAAGCAGUGCAAGCCCUCAUAGACCCCAACUCCACAACCGAUGAUGCCGGGAACCCGCCCGCGUUUGCUCCUCCAGCCCUCAGAGUUCCCGGUGCUGGAAGGGACGGCAAGCCACUACUUAUCACACAAACGCCCAACAUACUAUUCUACCUAGGCGAUAAGAUCGGCAUGGUGCCGGAGGGUGACGAAGCUGGGAAAUGGCAUGCGAAUGCUAUUGUGCUCACAGCGCUUGACCUGAACAAUGAGACACAUGAUACACAUCACCCAGUUGCAGUGAUGAAAUACUAUGAGGAUCAAAAAGAAGAGUCGCUUAAGAAGGCGACCGACUUUCGGGAAAAUCGGAUACCCAAGUUUCUCGGAUAUUUCGAACGGGUGCUCAAGGGUAACACAAAAGGGGAUGGAAAAUACUUUGUUGGCGACAAGAUUACUUACGCAGACACGACUGUAUGGCAAGUUCUUGACGGGCUGUUCUUCGCAUUUCCGAAGGAAAUGGAAGCAAGGAAGAAGGAGUUUCCAGUGACCUUGCAAACAUUUUACUCCAGUAUCAAGGAAGAGAAGGGUAUCAAGGAAUACUUGAGCAGCGGGAAGCGACUACCAUAUUCUCAGGGUAUCUUCAGACGGUAUCCCGAGCUCGACCGGCAAUAAGUAACAUCUGGAAGUGGCUCAGAAUGAGGCUCAAAGACCCUGUCACGCAACGGACCGACAAUAUAAACACGAAAUUUUCAGAUUGAAACUAAACCUAGAGUAUCGUUUCAAACAU